UUUGCAAUUUUCAAUAACAGAUCGUUAUUAUUUGAUCAAGAUAUAGUUCGUCACUGAGAUAUCUCAUGAUUCAAUAAAAUUGGAAUUGAGCUUCGGGAUAUUAGGAGCUUUGGUUGCAGAGCAUGUCAUUCGCAGGGGUGCAUAGCAUAGCGCAAGGGGCAAGGAUAUAAUCGAAGUGAAUUGCCGCCACCUACGUGCAAUAGAUGGCUCUCAUUCACCUAUAAUAAAAGAUCAAUACCCUUGUAUGUGCCAUGACGUCACCGACAUAAGUAAAUAACUCCAUUUCAUUAAAAAAAAAAUUAAAUUCGCCGACAAAUAGUCCAUAUUCGAACCAAGUGCACCUUCGUCCUUGUAAACAACAUCGAAAUGCAUCGAUUCUGCUUAUAUUUCAUGGAAAAAGACGUAAUUAUAUAACCUAGAGGCUUCUUGAAACCAUUACCGAUACCUAGAAACGAAAACUUUUCGAAAAAUUAUGCCGGAACAAAGCAACGACUAUCGUGUGGUAGUGUUCGGGGCUGGAGGAGUUGGAAAAAGUUCCUUGGUGCUGAGAUUCGUAAAGGGAACGUUUAGGGAGAGCUACAUACCCACAAUAGAGGACACAUACCGACAAGUUAUCAGUUGCAAUAAAAACAUUUGUACCUUGCAAAUCACCGAUACAACUGGUUCACAUCAAUUUCCGGCUAUGCAAAGGCUCUCAAUAAGCAAAGGACACGCAUUCAUACUUGUCUUCUCAGUAUGUAGUCGACAAAGUUUAGAAGAAUUGAGACCCAUAAUGGAGGUGAUUCGAGAGGUUAAGGGCCCUGACCUAUCCCAGAUUCCAAUCAUGGUCGUUGGGAAUAAAUGCGAUGAGAGUGCUGAGUUGAGGGAGGUGAGUACAAGUGAAGGGCAGGCUCAAGCUCAAGAGUGGGGAGUUAGUUUCAUGGAAACGUCUGCCAAAACUAACCACAAUGUGAAACAGCUGUUUCAGGAGCUACUAAAUCUGGAAAAAUCGAGGAAUGUGAGCCUGCAAAUAGGUGGUAAGGCAAGCAGUCGAGUUGCUAAAGAUAAAUGCGAAGUUAUGUAAUUUGUAAUGUUGAGGAUAAUUGUUACAUUUUCAUGAUUUGAGAGGAAGACGACCCAAUUGUAAGAAAGUUUAAUGUUUUUAAUUCGAAGACCUUAGGGAUGAUUGUUAAUUCUUAAUUACCUAAGCAUCUCUAUUAUAAAUGAAAAUUGUUGCUCAUUCGUGAUCACUAUCAUAUUUUAGUAGUUUUACUAAGAAAAAAAUGAAUUGUUCGUAUUUUCGAGAAAUUUUUAAAAGGCUCAUUAGUUUUGAAGCACUCCAGACUUCAAAAAGAAUAAUUAAUUUUGACUCAAAACUCACGUAAGGCUAUUUGAGUAUUUGAAAUACGAUUUCUAGUAAAACUCAUUGCACCUCAAUUUUUUUCAUAACAUUCAUGAAAAUAGAAACUUCGGCUACCAAAAGGCGAUGUAGGAUGUAGACAUGAACAGUCGCAAAGACUAGCGAGUCAUGCUAUGUACCUCUCAUCCAACCAAACACCACCUGUCUGCACCAGCAAGAGCCACAUGACACUUUUAUACUGGUCAUCAAAUCGACUGUCCCUCUUUUUGAUUCAGGUGGACGUGAAACGUAACCCCCUUAUAAACUAAACUAAACUAACGUUACUAUCGAAAAGUUUCCGAAAAUGAAAACAGAUUUUCAGCUUACGUACAGGGUUUUAUCAUUGUUCAAAAAAAUUUCGAAAAUCUUCCUUUCAACCAACAUUUUGAACUGACACCAGACAAUAAGAUUUCUUGUUCUUAUUAGAAUAUGAAUAGUAUUUCUAUGUGGUAUUUUAGGAGUAACCGUUUUUGAAUAGAAAUAUCCUCAUUUGCAUAGUUUGUUUUCUCUAGAAUCUGCAUUGAAUUAAAGUGCUAAAAGGUACACCGAUUUUAUUACGUCAGUCAUUAUAGAUUCUUAUAUUAUGAAUAUACCUAAGUAAUAGAAAUUAAAGAAUGAAUGAAAAUAUAUCUGCCAUAAUUCAAACUAUAAUAUAAUAAUUAUGCUUUUCAUUCAUCAGCGGAAAAAUUCAUGUUUGUCUGGUCGCUCCCCUACUUUGUCAGUGUACAUAACCUCCACUAUGACUAAUCUAGAAGAAAAAAUAAUCUACAGCACUUCUUGUUUCCUAAUUGAAAUUAUACUCAUGGCAGAAGGUCCAGAAUAGAAAAACAAUUAAAAGACAUACAUAUACAGAAGAAUCAUGCUGAAUAUAGGUAUAAUUCAAUAAAUUUUCUACAAUUGGGUUUUCCAUUGAUAAUAAUUGUUACCUAGUCACCUAACUUUGAGUAUUCUCAAUGUUUUUUGAACGAUUCUCGAAAAAUAUUUUUGCUGUUAUUUUUUACUGAAUAUUGUUGUUGAAAAUUGAUAUUCAAGAGCAAUAUAAAUGUUCUUUCCAUUACUGAUUGUUACACCUAUACGACAAAAUCAAAGCACGGAUCUUCUUUAUAGUGUUAAAAUAAUUGUAAUGGCAUUUUUUCUCAACUUCUCUAAAGUGCUAAAAAAGCCGUCGGUUGCGAUACGACUUAAGGAAGUUUCAGGGGAUUUAUUUAAAGUCUUUAAUACAUAAUAUAAUGAUGAAUAAGUCGGAAAAUGUUUGAUUAGAUGUACCUAUAUCAUCCGGCAUCUGAUAAAAAACAGUCAAUAAAAAUAAUACAAUGGUCUAUGUUCAAUAUUAACAUAUCACGUUUCUAAAAUUUUUCUGAAUGAAUAUACCCCUGAAAAUUCUUCAGCUCAAUAUAGGUUUCGGUAGAUUGAGAAAGAUUUUUUUAUAAAUUUGAAAUAUAUAACUUUUAUCAUCGAGUAUUAACAGAAGAUUAAUUCUCAAUGCUUUCAUAUACUUGGAACAUAAAUAUGCUUAAUUUUGCACUGAAAAUUCUGUUUUUCUGGCUAAACGAGCCAUCGUGACACGCAAAAUGAAAUACCCAAAGGGCUAUUUGACAGUCGCAACAAAAUACUAUUAAAGAAAGUAAAAAUACUUCAAUUUACUGAGUAUUCAUGCAUAUUAUUAUUCUCAUAUCACUCGAAAAUAGAAGAAAUGUUAUAGAGUCGCUAUGUAAUACAGAAAUAGUUGAAUAUUUAAGGCUGAAUCCUUUUUAAGCGUUUCAACAAUGAUUUCUUUUUCUAAAAAAUCCAUUAUUCAAAUACAGUAUGCUUAAUUCUAUAUGUAAAGUUGGAACUGAUAGGUAUCAAUUUGAAUUCGUCUCAUUCCUGAUUGUUUUCAUGUAAGAAGAAAUGACAUGUAAACAAGUAUUGAGCAUGCUGUAUAGAAUCAGUAACGCAGUGGACCAUUGCAGGCAUUAGACUGUCUGACAUGUUUUUGUUGGAAGGCUUGAAAAGUGAAAUAUUGAAAUUUAGACUGGGUGCUAUCUAUCCAAUAUUAAAAUUGUUGGUGUUAUUUACCAUUUGUUAUGUAGGGGUUGUGUUAAUUCGAGAAAUUUAUUAUCAUGAAGAAUUCAAAUUUCAUCAUGCACCAUUUAUGAUUAAAAGCAAUGUGAUAAAAUUGGAAUAUCUUUCAGUCAUGAUGUCCAGAAAAAAUUGGAAUAUCUUUCAGUAAUGAUGAUCAGAAAAAAUUGGAACCCGAAAGGAAAAAAGUAAAUGAUUAAAUUCCUUCAGCGUAUAAUUGAAAAAGAAAUAUAGUUUUAUUGACUUUUAACGACUGAAAUAAUGUCACGAAUAUAAUGUUCUCACAAUUCCAUUCGAAUGCAUGCAGCCCCAUUGAAAAUAUGCUUUAUAGUGUUCACUAUAUGAACUGCAAUUGUGAUCAAACUAUUUUUAAGCGUAUUUAUGCAACGAAAUAUCUCAUAUUUGAAUAUUUAAUGAUUAGACUAGUCGGGAAUAGAUUGAAUUUUCGAUCGGUAGUUAAAAAUUUCAAAGUUUUAAUUUAGAGAAAUAUAAUAAAUUGGCUUCGAACUAGAAAAGCUUUAAGUCCUAUACGAACGACACAUUUUGGCAUAGAUUAUAUUCUUCAGAACGUUUUAGCUGAGCGUUAAAUUUCAGUAUAUUUUCGCUUAUGGAAGUUUAUUAUCCCUCUGUUCAAUACAAACUUAUAUCAUUUUGUUUUUGUAUUGCACAACUUUGUAUAUAGUUUUUUUAAUAAUAAUUGAUUAUAAAUGAAGAUUGUUUUGUAAUCAAGAUUCCUAUUAAAUACCUUCAAUAUA
Messenger RNA from Coccinella septempunctata (seven-spotted ladybird), 4194 nucleotides. RefSeq names its product GTP-binding protein Di-Ras2. Gene Ontology annotation, molecular function: GTP binding; GTPase activity; GDP binding. Gene Ontology annotation, cellular component: plasma membrane. NCBI's taxonomy places the organism in Eukaryota, Metazoa, Arthropoda, Insecta, Coleoptera, Coccinellidae. The transcript is spliced from 3 exons. Gene Ontology annotation, biological process: signal transduction. The coding region runs from base 473 to 1063 and encodes 196 amino acids. The record is from RefSeq and is a predicted model, not a curated record.